AUGCCAGCACCUGCCUACAAAUUGACUCGCUACUUCAUCAUCAACUCGGUAUUAUACUGGGAACACAAUCUGCCCCCUAUCCGCGAUAAGCCUGGGUACUUUUUGUUUGACAAUCGAGCAGUCACGAUACAAGAAAUUACAAACCUAGCUUCGAGAUGGGAGACCGGCAUCAAUUUCGGCCCCUUCGGCUGGAACAACUUUGCAAAGUCAGAGAUUCAAAAUGCGAUAUACCAGUUACAUAAAACCGGAGACCCGGAAUAUAGGAUAGGCAAAACUUCAUUUACCGCCGAGAAGUUACGGGAAUUUGCGGAUUACAUCGAGUCAGAGACAACUGGACGCGAUGGAGAGAAAGAGAAAGAGCCAGUUAUGGAUAUUGAGCUUGCAGGCGAUGGCCAUCUAAAGAAGAUUGUGGACAAUCUUGAGGCAAAGCUAGAAGCAAAGCUAGAGGCUGUUAGGAGGUAUAGGAAAGUGUGUAGUGAGGUAGCGCUUAUGAGGAAAAGUCUGGCCAAGAAGGAGGAGGAGCUGAAGGAGUGUGAGAGGAUCAUUCAGCUAGAAUCGGAGCAAGUAUAG
Molecule: messenger RNA, 570 nt
Organism: Morchella importuna
Lineage: Eukaryota; Fungi; Ascomycota; Pezizomycetes; Pezizales; Morchellaceae
Exons: 1
Coding region: 1-570 (189 amino acids)
Source: RefSeq, a predicted model, not a curated record